UACAUUAGAUGCUUCCACUUCACUCCUUCACCUUCCCACCCUUUUCAUCUUCUUUUAUGUUAAAAAGAAAUAUACCCACCACCUACUUAACUCAAGAGGUGCCUGCAAUUGCAAUACAGAAACAAAUAAAAUCACAUUAUUAAGUUUUUACCAACUACAGUACGAAUUUCAUAUACACAGAAAUUCCCCAGAUCUUGUUAGCUUGAAAGCUCGCAAAUUAUGGCGUCUAAGCUUGUUAUCAUUGCUGUUAUUGUCCUGGAUAUCAUUGCUUUCGGCCUCGCUGUUGCCGCUGAACAAAGACGAAGCACUGCCCAUAUUGUAACAGACCCAGACGCAGACUACAAGUACUGUCAGUAUGAUUCAGACAUUGCCACAGGAUAUGGAGUUGGUGCAUUUUUAUGCCUUCUGGCUAGCCAAGCGGUUGUUAUGGCAGUAAGCCGAUGCUUCUGCUGUGGUCCGGCUCUCGUUCCUGGAGGAUCAAGGGCUUGUGCUAUCAUUCUUUUCAUUGUCUGCUGGCUGACAUUCUUCAUCGCGGAGAUAUGCUUAUUGGCGGGCUCUACAAGGAACGCCUACCACACAAAAUACAGGGCCUUCUAUGAAGACCGUGCCCCAUCUUGUGAAACUUUAAGGAAAGGUGUCUUUGCAGCUGGAGCUGCUUUCACUUUCUUCAGUGCCAUUGUCUCUAAUUUCUACUAUGUUUUCUACUCAAAGGCAAGGGAUACCUUCCGACCAUGAGCUGCAGUACAUAGAUCAAUAUAGGGCCUCCAAUACCAUGAAAAACAUACUACGAUGUUUUGGAGUCUUCAUGAGCUCACAGAAGACUUUUUUUUUUUUUUUAGCCAUUAGUCCUUAUUUAGGAAGCCUUUGGAGGAGCAUAUGUCAUGUGUUCGUUGUCGUGCAUGCGCUGGUUGUUUGCUUGUUAUCUUAGAUUCUUGUUGGUUUGUAAGAAAUUAAGAAACAAAUAGACGGUCUCUCAUAUCAUUGUAUUGUAAUGUCCCGAUUCUUUGGUUAGUGUGACUUGAAUAAUUCCUACUUGUAUAAUCUUCGGCAACAUCAACAACGCCUUAAGUUAUAUGUGAUUUCAGUUUUUCA
This is a messenger RNA of Spinacia oleracea (spinach), 1092 nucleotides long. RefSeq lists its product as uncharacterized. The record is from RefSeq and is a predicted model, not a curated record. Lineage: Eukaryota; Viridiplantae; Streptophyta; Magnoliopsida; Caryophyllales; Amaranthaceae. The transcript is spliced from 3 exons. Bases 220 to 735 code for a protein of 171 amino acids.